Molecule: messenger RNA, 2064 nt
Organism: Tetrahymena thermophila SB210
Lineage: Eukaryota; Ciliophora; Oligohymenophorea; Hymenostomatida; Tetrahymenidae
Product: AMP-binding enzyme family protein
Exons: 3
Source: RefSeq, a predicted model, not a curated record
AUGCAACUUUAGAGCAUCGAUCUCUUUUCUUAACCAUUUUAAUUUAAUAUUGGAAAGAAUUAAAUGAGGAAAAGAACCAUUUUCGGAGCUAUUUUGUCUAUUUCCGUAAUAACCAUGAUCUUAGGCUAUUUUAUUUAUCUCCUAUAUCAGUAUUUAAAUAAUCUAAUUGAUCCUACUUAUAGGUCUUAAAGUGUAAUAGUCAAUGAAAGAAUUGAUUUGGAUCUACUUAAUGAUUUAUUUGCCUUUAGUUACCAAAUAAAUUCCACCUAUUCAGUGAGAGAUUUAGAGGCAUCAUAAAAUAAAACUUAUUUGGUGUUUUUGCCAUAUUUUUUUAGCUCUGAUGCUAAGCUGAUUCCGCUCAAUUUUACUUAAUGUUCAAAUAGUGAGUUAUCUAAUUUUAGAUGCUUAGAUUUCUCUACAAUAUCUAAAAAUAAUACUCUGACCUUGGGAUUAAAACAUAGCUUGAGAUCUAGCAUUAUAUUUUUAGGUUACAGGUGCUAGGAUGUGGAUGUUUACAAACCUACUAUCCCAGAUAACUGCGCUGAUCCAAGUGAUAUUGAUGAGAUAAUUAAUAGCGCUACGGGUGCUUUUUAAGCUAAAUUAUAUACUUCACAAUAUAAUAUAACCUCUCAGCAAAUGGAAGCAAAAUUUAGAAAUCAAUAUAUUAACUUAUAAGGAGAUGAGUUUAUUUUUACAACUUUCAAUGUAAUUAAGUAAUAAACUAUUAUAAAGCAAGGGCCAAUUUUUUAAUCUGAUUCUACUUUUUCCUCUCCAAUUUAAUAUAAUCCAUUGAUUCAAAGUUAUGAUAGAAAGCUUUUUUUUCAAAAAACAGGAUUUAAUCCAAUUAUGCAAAUAACUAUAGAGCUUGAUGAAAUUGUAGAAUUUAACCAAAUACAAUUCCCUACUAUAACUUAAGUUUUUGCUUAAUGUAACACUGUAAUAACAGUAUUAAUGUGCUUUGGAAUUAUUGGUAGGUAUAUAUCAUAAAAACUUUUAGAAUAAGAUAUAUUCAUGUUAAUUUUAUAAAAUAUUUUCUCAAACAAUUAUCAAAAAAUAUUAAAAACUAACAAUAUUUGUAACUAAGAAGAAAAUCCUUUGAUUGAUUAACUAGUUCAAAUGAAAAAUAACAUGCUGAAGGAAGUAGUUGAAAAUACAGAAUCUAUUGCUAUACCUACAUUUAAUGCUAAGUUGAAAGAAUCAAUCGAUAUGCAGCAGAGUUCACUUUGCUCAAAUAAAUUAUAUUAAAAUUAUUAGUAAAAUGAUGAAGUAAAAGAAUAGCAAUCAGUUCAAAAUAGUUCACAUUCAGAAAAUUUGAAAACUUCAGAAAUAUAGCUCACAAGUAUGAAUUCCAAUUAUACAGAAAAUGAUGGACUUGAAAAUUUUACUUAUGGAGAAAAAAAAUUACUAUUUUAAAAUAGUCUUACUUCUUAGAAAUUUAGAAAUUCAUAAAAACUUACAAGAAUUCCUCCUAAAAAUAGUUAACAAAUCAACUUUAAAUCAAAUAGUUGUUAGUAAAAUAACAUAAAUUAACAAAACUUGAAGUCAAUUUCAGUCGAAAAGGAUAAUCAAUAUAAUCAAGAAAUAUUGAAACUUAAAUUUAAAGAAAAAAUAGAGAAUUAUUCGAAAAAGCUUUUUUAGUUAAAAGAUUAUAUUCUGUAUUAUUUCUCUAUACGGAACAAAAAAGAGAUACAUUAAAAUAAAGGAAUUGAUUCAUCAGAGACUAAAGUAGUUGAAAAUUAAGUUCAUCAAACGAUGGAUGUUUUAUAACUAUUUAGAGAUUUGAUAUUACUCAAGAAAGCUGUGAUGGUUUUAUUUAGUAAAGAAUAACUAGCUGCUUUGUAACUUGUAGGUUGUUCAGCUAACCUUUAAAAUGUUUAAUAGAUGAAAUAAAAAUCACCACAAUUUGAUUAGAAAAAAUAAAAUCAUUUUUAGAAGUAAUAUACUAUCGAAUAAUCAUAAGAAUUACAAGAAUUUUAUAUCUAAAAAUUCUUAAAAAGAUGCUCAAGCAAUUAAAAUCUAAGCAAACUUGAUUUAAGAAUUUUAUCUUCAUUAAGUUAAAAUUGA